Molecule: messenger RNA, 804 nt
Organism: Drosophila kikkawai
Lineage: Eukaryota; Metazoa; Arthropoda; Insecta; Diptera; Drosophilidae
Source: RefSeq, a predicted model, not a curated record
GCUACUCGCGAGCGGAAUUCCAACUCAACAAAAGCCGCCACGAACAAACUGAAAGCGGACAAAUAAUAAUAACAAAUAAAUAAAUAAAAAACUAACAAAAAAUUACUCAAAUUAGCGUCAUGUAAAAAAAAGUACAAACACGAACCGAAAAUUGAAGAAUAAAACGAAACACAAAUACGCAGAUGACGUCGUCAAUUAGUGCGGCGGUGCAGCAAAGGCGGCAAAUGCUGCUCAACGUUGAGAAUUUACGGGGACGCGUUCAUCAAGUUCUUAAAUGUGUGAUUAAUCUGCAUAUUGAGUUUUUGGUACUGGAAUCCGAUGUGGCCGCUCUGCUGGAUGAGGUGCGUGAGUUUAACGAUGACCAUGAGGAGAUGCUACGCCUGGACAGGAUGAUCGAGGCUUUGAGAAACUACAGUGGACCCACGAUAUGCCACGAGUGGCCCUAUCCACUCAUCUUCAAGGGCACCAUCGAUGAGGCCCAUGUUGCGCAAAUACUCAAUGCCAGCGAACUGGAGCUGGACAGAGAGCUGGAGAAGAUGGCCAAUGGGAGGGAGAGCAGCCAGUGGGAAACGGAUAUGAGUGCAGCACAUAGGCGUUCUAAGCUCAGGUGGUUUACCAGGAGAAGCAGCCGAAAACGAGUUGAUCGAUCUAAGGAAUUGCAGCUUUCCGAAGCACUCACUGAAUCUAGUCCCUAGAAAACAUGAACAAAAUAUAUAGAAAACAUAGCUUACGUGUGUAUUAUUAAUUAUUAUUAUCAAUUAGAAUUCAGAAACAAAACAACCAUCACAAACAUUUUUAUAAAAA